Molecule: messenger RNA, 1602 nt
Organism: Lichtheimia ornata
Lineage: Eukaryota; Fungi; Mucoromycota; Mucoromycetes; Mucorales; Lichtheimiaceae
Exons: 11
Coding region: 1-1602 (533 amino acids)
Biological process (GO): fatty acid metabolic process
Molecular function (GO): medium-chain fatty acid-CoA ligase activity
Source: RefSeq, a predicted model, not a curated record
AUGCUUCCCAAUAUCCCACUUUUUCAAAACGCCAUUUCUUACGCAAAGGAAGGCCUUGGCGCUGCUAUUGCUGAUAUGAUUACUGGCAAGGACUACUCGUAUUCAGAGCUGGUAUCUGCUGUUGACACCUUGCAACAAAAGAUCCUCGGGUCGGAAAGUGAUCUCAAGGAACAACGUGUUGCUAUUCUCUGUCCAAGUGGAUUUUCGUAUGUUGUAGCGCAGUGGGCUGUGUGGGCUGCAGGUGGCAUCGCCGUUCCAUUAUGCAACACACAUCCCCUUCCCGAGCAAUUAUAUACACUUGAAGACUCCCAAGCAUCUCUCAUCAUUGGUCAUCCAUUGUAUGCUGAUCGAAUCCAAUCCUUGGUCCACGAGAGCAAGUUGCCAACUCAAAUGAUCACUGAAGAGGACCUUUCCAAGUGGGCUCUCCAGGGUGUCAUUCCAGAUACAUUUGAGAUGGAUAUGAAUAGAAAGGCCAUGAUUUUAUAUACAAGUGGUACAACAGGUAAACCCAAGGGUGUCGUGACAACCCAUCGCAACAUUGACGCUCAAGCUUCUGCCCUGGUGGAGGCCUGGUUGUGGACUCGCAAUGACCGCAUUCACCACAUUUUGCCGUUACAUCAUGUCCAUGGCAUCAUCAACGCAUUGACCUGCGCUUUGUACGUGGGUGCUACCGUGGAAAUGUAUCCUAAGUUUGACGCAAAACAAGUGUGGGAUCGAUGGUUGGCUAGCAGCCCUGACAAUGCAUCUCGUUCCAAGCAACCUUUUACUACGUUCAUGUCGGUGCCUACUGUGUAUGCCAAGUUGAUCAAGCAAUAUGAGUCGUAUGGUGAAACAGAACGCACAGCUUAUUCGAAUGCAUGCAAGCAAUUCCGUUUCAUGGUAUCUGGAUCAGCAUCAUUACCCACACCUUUGCGUGAUGCUUGGUGCCGUAUAUCCAAUGGACAAGUGUUGCUGGAACGAUACGGAAUGACAGAACUCGGUAUGGCGUUGAGUCAACCUUAUCCUGUAUCCCAACGCAUUGAAGGCACUGUUGGUUUCCCUCUCAGUAAUGUACAAGUGCGCUUGAUGGCCGAGGAAGAGGAAGGCUCUGGUGUCUUUAGCAAGGAUAUUACGGAUCAACGUGAUGUAUCUGGUAUGGUGCAAGUCAAAGGUCCCAAUGUCUUUCUUGAAUAUUGGCAACGCCCUGAUGCAACCAAAAAGGAAUUUACUGAAGACGGAUGGUUCCAAACGGGUGAUUAUGGUAUGCGUGUGGAUAGUGAGGGAUAUUAUCGCAUCCUUGGUAGAGCAAGUGUGGAUAUUCUCAAGACGGGAGGUGAAAAGGUAUCAGCACUGGAAAUUGAGCGUGAGCUCUUGUCAUGUGACCUUGGUGUCCACGAUGUUGCUGUUAUUGGCGUACAAGAUCCAGAGUGGGGCCAACGUGUAGCUGCCGUGGUGGUGCUUGAUGAAGGACGCACGUUGGAUUUACCGACCAUGAGACAAGCUCUAAAGUCGCGUCUGGCUGUGUACAAGGUUCCACAAUUGCUAUCUGUUGUAUCAGAACUCCCCAAGAAUGCCAUGGGCAAAGUAACAAAGAAGGAACUAGUCAAACUUUUCCAAAAUUAA